GUUUCCCUCAACAAUUUUCCCGGGAAAGGAAAAAAAAAAAGCUUUAGUGAAGAAAAAAAAAAAUAGAAAGGUUUCAUUUUUUUGUUUUUUCUCAACCCAAAAUCGCAAAUCUGGAGGAAAGAAACAGUAAGAGAUUCAAAUCAGCCAUGGAAGAAGAUGAAUCAACACCGGAGAAGAAGAUAGAUUCUCAGCUGAAUCUUCCACCGUCGAUGAAUCGACCGACGGUCUCACUCGAGUCUCGAAUCAACCGUUUAAUCGAUUCAAACCAUUACCACUCUCCUUCGAAGCCUAUUUACUCAGAUAGGUUUAUCCCCAGUAGAUCUGGUUCCAAUUUCGCUCUUUUCGAUCUCGCAUCUUCUUCGCCGAAGAAGAAGGAUGGGAAAGAAGACGGGGCUGGUUCAUACGCGAGUCUUUUGAAAACGGCGCUUUUUGGUCCGGUGACGCCGGAUAAAAGCGAUGUUGUUAAUGGGUUUUCUCCGUCGCGGAAUAUUUUUAGGUUUAAGACGGAGACGCAGAGGUCUUUAGAUUUGUAUUCGCCUUUUGGUUCUGAUGAGGCUCCUGGUGUUAGCCCUAGUCCUGUUAAGUCGCCGAGGAAGAUUCCUAGGUCUCCUUAUAAGGUAUUGGAUGCGCCGGCUCUACAAGAUGAUUUUUACUUGAAUCUCGUAGAUUGGUCCGCACAUAAUGUUCUUGCAGUAGGAUUAGGGAACUGCGUGUACUUGUGGAAUGCUUGUAGUAGCAAGGUAACUAAGUUAUGCGAUCUUGGGGUCGAUGACAGUGUUUGCUCUGUGGGUUGGUCACUACGUGGAACACAUUUGGCGAUUGGAACUAGUAGCGGAACAGUACAGAUCUGGGAUGCGGUACGAUGCAAGAGCAUAAGAACAAUGGAAGGUCAUCGUCUAAGAGUUGGAGCCUUGGCAUGGAGUUCAUCACUUCUGUCUUCUGGUAGUAGAGACAAGAGUAUACUUCAGAGGGACAUAAGGUCUCAAGAAGAUCAUGUCAGUAAGCUAAAAGGUCACAAAUCCGAAGUAUGUGGACUCAAAUGGUCUUUUGACAAUCGCGAGUUAGCAUCAGGCGGAAAUGACAAUAAGCUUUUUGUAUGGAACCAACAUUCAACACAACCGGUUUUGAAAUACUGUGAACAUGCCGCAGCAGUGAAAGCCAUUGCCUGGUCACCACAUGUUCACGGGCUUCUUGCUUCCGGUGGCGGCACUGCUGAUAGAUGUAUUCGUUUCUGGAACACAGCGACAAACACUCAUUUAAGUUGCGUAGACACCAACAGUCAGGUGUGUAAUCUGAUGUGGUCUAAGAACGUGAAUGAACUUGUGAGCACACACGGAUAUUCCCAGAACCAAAUCGUCGUUUGGAAAUAUCCAACCAUGUCUAAAUUGGCAACUCUCACUGGUCACACGUUCCGCGUUCUGUACCUUGCAGCCUCACCCGAUGGACAGACGAUUGUGACAGGAGCAGGAGAUGAAACCCUUAGAUUCUGGAAUGUCUUCCCUUCCCCGAAAUCUCAGAACAGGGAAAGCGAAAUCGGGGCAUCAUCUUUUGGUAGAACAACAAUCCGGUGAAAUGUUGACAUGAUUAUUAUCAUUUUUUAAUUCUAAUCUCCUCCGGUGAUAAAAGAAGAAGCUAAUUCACAGAGAUUUUGGCUGUUUGUCCUCCUAACCCAACCUCCCAGAGAUUUUGUGAAGUCUUUUCUUAUGAAUAUUCAAAAAUUAGUUGAAGCAACUAAAAUGUCAUAUUAACGAUGAUAGCUUUUUUUUGUGUGUGAUCUGGGUUUUCUUUAGGUUUUUUUUCCCCAUGUAUAGAUUGAAUUCUUUUUUUUCUGUAUAUAUGAAUUUUUUUUUCUUAUCUUUUAUCUACAGCAAUGAGAAUGUAAGAUGUAGAUUUCUCCUUACCCAGAGUUAAAUGUUAUAAGGACCACCAAUGUUAUAAGGACCACCAA
Molecule: messenger RNA, 1948 nt
Organism: Camelina sativa (false flax)
Lineage: Eukaryota; Viridiplantae; Streptophyta; Magnoliopsida; Brassicales; Brassicaceae
Product: protein FIZZY-RELATED 1
Biological process (GO): anaphase-promoting complex-dependent catabolic process; positive regulation of ubiquitin protein ligase activity; positive regulation of anaphase-promoting complex-dependent catabolic process
Cellular component (GO): anaphase-promoting complex
Molecular function (GO): protein binding; ubiquitin ligase activator activity; anaphase-promoting complex binding
Source: RefSeq, a predicted model, not a curated record